AGCGCAGUGCGCGUGUUGUUGCGGAUUACAAUAUGGCGAUAAGGGCUUUGCCAUCUUAGAGCGUCCGAGAAAAGCGUCCACUUGGCCACCUCUCGCCCCAACCGAAAGCUCCGAAAGACAUCCUUGGCGUUCCUCCUAUCACCGCAUUCUAAUCCCACCCGUGGCAUCGUCUCCCGGUUCCACGGCGAAGCAACCCGAUAAAUCAUGACCAGGGUCUACGUUGGCCACCUCAGCUAUCGCGUCCGGGAACGCGACUUGGAGAGGUUCUUCCGUGGUUUUGGAAAGAUCCGUGAAGUCCUGCUUAAAAAUGGAUUCGGAUUUGUGGAGUUUGAUGACUACCGCGACGCCGAUGACGCCGUGUACGAGCUGAACGGCCGAGAGUUGGAUGGCGAACGGGUGGUGGUCGAGCUGGCGCACGGAACUGCCCGCCGGCCCCCUCCGCCACGAAGCGCGUGGACCGACAAUAGCGGCACCAACAGGUAUGGGCCACCCACACGGACAGACUACCGAGUAAUCAUCGAAAACCUGAGCAGCCGCAUCAGCUGGCAGGACCUGAAGGAUCGCAUGCGGCAGGUGGGCGAUGUAACCUAUGCUGAUGCACACAGACACAGGCGCAACGAAGGUGUUGUGGAGUUCGCUUCCUACUCCGACAUGAAGCGAGCAAUUGAGAAACUGGACAACACCGAGAUCAACGGUCGGCGGAUCAGAGUCGUUGAGGAAAAGCCAAUAAGAAGCUUUUCAAGGAGCCGCAGUCGAAGCCGUAGACGUUCCAAAAGUCGCUCACCGCGGCGCAACCGUCGAUCGCGCUCCGGCUCCAGGCGCCGCAAGAGCCGUAGCCCACAAAAACGGCGCCGCUCACGCAGUGCUUCGCGUAGCCGCUCUCGCUCUGUCAAACGGCGCUCCAGGAGUGCUUCGCGCAGGCGCCGCUCCAGCGAGUCCCGCUCCAAGUCGCCCGCAACACGCCGCAAGUCUCGCAGCCGCUCCCGGUCGCCCAAGCGUCGCAGCCGUUCGGGCAGCAAGGACCGUAAGCAGCCGAGCCGCAGCCGCAGCCACUCCGCAGCCAGCAAGAGGAGCGAGGACGAGAAGGCCGCCAGCCGCAGCCGAAGUGGCUCGCCAAGCAAGAAGCGCAGCAAGCCGUCCAGCCGUAGCCGGUCGCGAUCUGCUAGUAAUGAACGGAAGUCUCGCAGCCGUAGCCGGUCCGAGGGCAAGGCAGACAAUAAGUCGUUGAGCCGAAGUCGAUCAAAGUCUCCCGGCAGUGGCAGAGGUGGCCGGAAGUCGAGGAGCGCGUCGCGUUCCAAGUCCCCCACUAACAACAAGGGGUAUUCACGAAGCCGCUCCAGGUCGCCUGUCAAGGAGCGUGAGAGCCGUUCGCGGAGUCGCAAGAAGUCGAAGGAAGAGUCACCGAAGAAGUCAAGUCGUAGUCGCAGCGGUAGCCGCGGGAAAUCCCGCUCUGCUUCACCUGGCAAGGGAGAGGAGAAUGGGAAAGUUGCCAAGAAGGACGAGAGAAAGAGCUCGUCCCGUAGCCGAUCUCGUGAUCGGUCACGGUCGAACUCUGCCGGUCCCGCAAGUGGCAAGAGUCGGUCGCAGUCCCCCAGGCGCGAGUCACGAUCACGGAGCCGCAGCGGAUCCCCGGCUAGCUGCCGCGAAAAUGGCGACUGAGCUCCAGCAUGACUCAACUCUCUUCGCAGCAGUCUUUUUUUUUUUUUUUGCCAUAGGUGGCGUCAAGCGUGUCCCAAGAAGAAAAGGUCGGUUAUGCAACGUGCGUCAAGUGCGCAUUUGCGGGGUUUGGGUCGUGCCAGCUUG
This is a messenger RNA of Rhipicephalus microplus (southern cattle tick), 1803 nucleotides long. RefSeq lists its product as uncharacterized. Lineage: Eukaryota; Metazoa; Arthropoda; Arachnida; Ixodida; Ixodidae. The record is from RefSeq and is a predicted model, not a curated record. Gene Ontology annotation, molecular function: mRNA binding. Gene Ontology annotation, cellular component: nucleus; cytoplasm.